Lodderomyces orthopsilosis Co 90-125 is the source of this 2646-nucleotide messenger RNA. RefSeq lists its product as uncharacterized. NCBI's taxonomy places the organism in Eukaryota, Fungi, Ascomycota, Pichiomycetes, Serinales, Debaryomycetaceae. The record is from RefSeq and is a predicted model, not a curated record. Bases 1 to 2646 code for a protein of 881 amino acids. Gene Ontology annotation, biological process: cytoskeleton organization. Gene Ontology annotation, cellular component: cytosol. The transcript has a single exon.
AUGAAUGAUGGGUUGAUUCAAAUUGACCAAUUGGAAGACCAGAUAAUUGAUCAUCCGGAUGAACGAACUAGAAAAGAGUUACACGACACGUCAUUAGAUGAAACUUUUCAAAAGAAAUUGAGUGCCAAAGCCAAAGAAUUUGAAUCGUCAUCACCGGGUGAAGAUGUGGGAGGUGCUGAUGAAACCAGUAGUCAUGAUGUAUCAAUGAAUUAUCAAUUUUUAAUAACCAAGCUGCAUUUAGAUUAUCAGCAUCAAGAGUAUGGACAGUUAGAACAAGAGGUAUCUGAAUGGUUUACAUUCCAUGAUUUGAAAUUUAUUGGUGGGUUGGAUGCUUUAUUGGAUAACUUUGAGCAGAACAAAGAUAUGGAGGAAUUAGCGACAAAUUUGUUGGGGUCUAGCAUAGAUGACAACUUGUCAUAUUUGAAGAGUGUAUUGUAUUACUCGUUCGGAGAUUAUGCAACAAAGUCAACUAUUGAUGAGCAAGUUAAGCAAAUAGAGAUUAACAACUUAGCAUUAUUGGAGUUGGGGAUUUACAAGCCAUUGGUUAAUAUUUUGCUGGGAUUUUUCACAAAGAGGAUAGAGAUUGACACAUCAGGGUCAGAGAACUGUUCAGUGUCGAGAAAUGUUGAAGUGACUUAUUUCCGCAUAUUAACCAUCAUGUACUUUUUAACGUUAACGGCAUUAUAUAAUCAUCAAGAACUGAAAUCAUUCCGAAAUUUCCUUCUGACUUCAAAUCUUUUGGAGUCGGUGGUACAUUUCAUCGAGCAUUGGCAUUGGCAUCAUAAUAACAGCUAUCGGGUUAGAUAUUUGGUACUAUUGUUGGACAAGUUGUUGUUACUAGAAUUUGGCGACAAGGACCAACUUUCUUCAUGUGACACGUUUCUUAAAAAGCUCCAUCAUAUCAAAACUUUCGAUGCUUCAGAAGACGGGAAGCCAACAUUGACUUGUUCCCCUUUGGAUUAUUUUGCAUUUAGACAAGAUCUACUAGACAAGUACCCAUUGUAUGAACUCAGUGGAGUAAAGGAUUUAAAAGAGAUGUUGUCAAACAAACCAAUUGAAUCGUCAAUUGAAGAAAAAUAUAAAACCUUUAUGGCUGUUAAUGCAUACUCCAACUCGCUAUCCAACAGCAUUGAAAUCCCCAAAACGAAUAAGUCGCAUACAGUGUUGAGUCAACUACCUGCUCAGCCUGUCCAUAUUGCCACCCCCUUACCUUCGCCCAAACUAAUGUCUUCAGAUUUCAUGUCGGGGGGUGAAAAAAUUAGAAAAUCGUAUCAAGUCAAUCAAUCAAUGCCAUUUAUCUACCCCAAUGAAUCUCUGGAUGGUGGUGGAUCAAAUGUGCCACUAGCAAUGUUGGAAGCAGAUGAAAUAUUGAAAAAUUCGGUGUAUGAGAGUUACUCCAUUAAACGAUUGUGGAGUGAACGUGAAAAAUUCAUGAAGCAAGAACGAGGAUAUGCUGAUGCAUAUAAUGAUAAAGAUGAGUUUGAUUACUCUUUUGAUGAGUUGAGGAAUGAAUACCCUGAAAAAAUUUCCGAAAUUAAUAGUCUUGAGAGAGUGGAACGAUUUUACUCAACAACAUUUUUCCGACUCCAUUCCAUAAUAGAGGUGUUUUUGGAAAUCAUUAAAAGUAACCGGAUCGACAAAAAUUUAAGUUUGUAUGAAUAUGAACUUAACCCUGGUACUUCGUUCAUGGUGAAAUCAAAAACACCCCAUGAAAAUGAUGAAGCAAUCACCAAGGUAGAACAACUCUUGUUGCUGCAAUUAGAAGUCAUGAAUGUUAAAGAGAUCAUGACAAAGACUGCUGUGGGUAUAACUUUGAGGUUACUUCAAUGGUUUAAAAUAAGUCAUGUUUUAAAAUAUUAUUACCUUUCAUCAAUACUUUUUGAUCAACAAUUUGUCACCAUCAGUUUGGACUUUAUCAGCAACAAUUUUAAUAAUCAAAACAACCAGAGUUUUCCCCAUCAACUGGCCGAAAAGAAGGAUGAGUUGUUAGAGUAUGAGAUGUUGAUUAAUCAAAAUAAGUUGAUGAAUCCACAAUUUAAACUACCAAAAUUGAGCUUUUUUCAUAACUGUCUUCAUAUGAGUUCAACAAACGUUGAAUACACAUUUGUGAACAAGACUUUUAUUCUGGAGAUUCCCAAGCAACUUGAUUCGAAAAAAGUUAGUCAUGUAUAUAUUAAAAAUUUCAAUCACAACUUUGCAUCCAUCUUGGCCAAUAUGUUGGAAAUCAACAACAAGAUCCUUCUCAAGAAUCAAAGUCAACGUAUUUUCUCAAUGAAUGAUGUUAAACCUUCCGAAUUAUUCAAAAUGAUUCUCAUCAAUUACGAUAAUGAUGCAUUUUCGCAACCAAUACUCAAAAUCCUCAAAAAAUUAGUUCCUUAUCAAGGUCGCAAAUGGAAAAGUAUGAAUAUGGAUUUGAUCAGUACUAUUUAUCUCAACUGUAAAUUAUCAAUGAAGGACAAUUGGUUAAGUGGUAAGGAUUUAGGCAGUGAAUUUAAUAAUAGUUAUGAUCAAGAGAUUGCCUUGAGGGGAUUGUUGCAAUUCUAUAAUAUCAAGAGGUAUAGCGGAGAGCAUUUGGGUUACAAGUUGGAACGAGAUGAUAUUAUGGAUAUACCUCCAUUGAAAUUGAAUGAAUCUGAAUUGGAAUGA